GCUCUCUGCUGAGACCAGACAGAGGGGAGCAAACUGAAAGAAGGAAACUGAGAGCUUCUCCUGCUGCAGACAGACUGAAACCAAGCGAUGGAAGCAGAAUCUAGCAGAGCUGUGGAAGUGGCCGCGCUUGGCCGACCUUUCGGCCUUGGGAUGCUGUAUGACUGCCGCAGGGAUUUACUCAUUCCGGGGAUCACCUUGUGGAACAACGAUGACCUGUUGAAAAAUGUAAACGAGAGGCAACAGAACUACAAUAACUUUGAAAUAAAUACAUCUGAAACAGAUGAGAAAAAAUACUCAGUACUAGAUGUUGGAGGGUCGCUGAAGUUAAGCUAUUCAGCCGGAAUGUUUGAUGUUGGAGGGUCUGGUAAUUAUCUGAAGGAUAACAAGACUUCUAGAAAUCAGGCUAGAGUAACACUGCAGUAUUUGGCCAACACAAAGGUCAGGGAGCUCUCUAUAAACAAUCUUGGAGAAAAUAUCAUGCUCACAGAAGUGGUUGAACAAGGCUUAGCAACACAUGUGGUGACAGCCAUCCUCUAUGGAGCCCAAGCCUUCUUUGUGUUUGAUCGUGAGGUCUCCAAAGAUGAAAAUAUAGAAGCCAUUCAGGGAGAAUUCAAAUUAGCCAUCAAGGAAAUAUCUAACGUCAAUGUAGAUGGAGAGGCUUCUUUAACAAAAAAUGACAUCAACAGAAAAACUGAGAAUAAAUUUUCCUGUAAAUUUUAUGGAGAUUUCAUAUUGCAGAAAACCCCUUUAACCUUUCAGGAAGCUAUUCAGCUGUAUCAGACUCUACCGAAUCUACUGGGAGCCAAUGGAGAACAGGCUGUUCCUUUGAAGGUCUGGAUGUUGCCUCUGACUAUUUUAAACCCUUCAGCUGCCAGAAUGGUCAAACAGAUAAGUGUUGGGUUGGUUCAAGAGACGCAGAGGAUCCUGGACGACCUCAGCCUGCUGGAAGUCAGAUGCAAUGAUGCAAUCAGAGCUACUGCUGACAAGUUCCCCAAGAAUGGACAAAACCUGAAGAGAUUUAAAGAAAUGGGCUCAUAUCUAAAAGUGAUGCUCCAGCAAGAUCUGGCAAUGAAGCUUCCUUUGAUCCGAGGCGGAGAAUGUGAGGAGGAUGAGCUUGAAAAGAUCUUUAGGAAGAGACAGUCUUCUCCUUUCAGCAACCAACGCCUGAACCAGUGGAUGGACUGGAAGGAGAAAGAAAUCUGCUUCCUAAAAGCUUUGAUGUCCACGAUGAAGAGCACAAAGCACCUUCCAUCUCCAAAUCAACUCUAUGAAGAAGUUCUUAGAACAGAGGAGGUUUUGUGUUUUGUCUUCACCUCAGUGGAAGAUGAUGAACCCUUUGUCUCAGCUUUAGAGAACUACCUGAAAGGAACAAAGCUCGACUGCUCAGCUGAUAAAGAGAGGGAGCAAUGGUUGGACUCAAAAGAGGAAGUAGAUGAUAUGAAGAAAAAAGCAAAGCUCUUCAGUGAUUACGCAGAAGCCAACAAGGAGAGGAAGAACAUGAAGUUCCUGACUGUGGCUUUAACCGAUGACAAACACAAGGGCAAAUGUUCCACCAUCUACCGUUACAAACAAGGCAUCAUUGAGACUGAAGACUAUGAGAUUCCUUCCCCAAAUCAGUGAGACCUGUUUCUAUGGCAAGUCAUUACUGAUUUAUUUGCUGAUAUCAGU
Cyprinodon tularosa is the source of this 1668-nucleotide messenger RNA. Its product is annotated as stonustoxin subunit alpha-like. Bases 88 to 1620 code for a protein of 510 amino acids. The record is from RefSeq and is a predicted model, not a curated record. The transcript has 3 exons. NCBI's taxonomy places the organism in Eukaryota, Metazoa, Chordata, Actinopteri, Cyprinodontiformes, Cyprinodontidae.